CAACAAUCUAAGACCACUAAACUGAGAUGGCUUGUAUAAAAUAUAAGAAAAAAAUUGUUGUGAUAAAAUUAAUAAUGCUUCAACACUUGUUCUUCUUUUUUUCAUUGUAAAGUGGUAUAAUUUUCAUUUGACAGUGGUUGUUUUCUUAUCAGGCAAGCAGCAACCCUUCAAAAAGAAUGAAAGAGAGAAAUGUCAAAAUAUAGGAACCAUUCUGCAAGACUUAAAGAAUACUAAAAAAGUUUAAAGAAUUUUAUUUAAAAAAGGUAGAGAAAUAUAUCUACCGAUAUAUAUAUUGCUAGAAAUGGAUUGUGAUUAAGUUCUAUAUUGGUAACAUUAGUACCUAAACCUUGGGUAAACUGCCCAGUAAAGUUAUCAGUGAGUCAUUAAUUAUUCCAUUAAAUCUCGAAAUUACGAAGGAAAAUCAUUGCAAAGACUUGUUGCUUACGAAUUUGGACAACAAACUGUAGGCAUCAAACGCAACGCUGGGAAAAAUUAUGAACCUGUGUUCCUCUGCCGGCGCUACAGCAUCAUCAUCCUCUUUGGCAUCGGAAGACGCAGCAGCAGUGGAAAGUACGAACGUUAGUGGGAAAAACGGUAGUGGUGGUGUAUUGACCACACAUUGUUUUGGAAGCAGCAAUAGCAGCAGUAGCUGCGCCGCAGCUUUAACGACGAACCUUUCAAAUAAUCCAACACACAGUGGCAGCGGUGCCAGCGGUAGUAAUUUUGGAAAUAACAACGAAAUGCCACCGGAAACACGUCCGAAGAUGGUAACGGUGAAACACCCGGAAUCUAAUAAACCCAAGCCAACUACAAAGAAAAGUAAACCAAUACAAGCUGAUCAGGACGUUGUUAAAGCUCUUCAGCGUUGUCGGGAAGAAGGUAUAAAACGCUUGGAUCUAAGCAAGUCCUCCGUCACAGUUAUACCAACUUCAGUAAGAGACUGCGUUCAUCUUACGGAACUUUAUUUAUACAGCAACAAGAUUAGUCAACUGCCGACUGAAAUAGGGUGUCUCGUGCAUUUAAAGACACUUGCUUUAAACGAAAACUCGCUAACUUCUUUACCAGAGUCGUUACAAAAUUGUAGGCAGCUUAAAGUACUUGAUUUAAGACACAAUAAGCUUGCGGAAAUUCCUUCGGUGAUUUAUCGGCUGCGUUCUCUUACCACGCUCUACUUGCGUUUUAAUCGCAUUAUCGCUGUGGCUGCCGAUAUACGCAAUUUAACUAAUUUGACUAUGUUGAGUCUGCGUGAAAAUAAAAUUCGAGAAUUGGGUUCCUCCAUCGGUGCAUUGGUAAACUUAACAACACUGGAUGUCUCACACAACCACUUGGAACAUUUGCCCGAAGAAAUAGGUAAAUGUGUAACUUUGAGUGCACUUGAUUUGCAGCACAACGAACUAUUGGACAUACCGGAAACCAUUGGCAACUUGAAGAGCUUAGUACGAUUAGGCUUGAGAUACAAUCGACUAUCAAGUAUUCCGGCAUCGCUGAAAAAUUGCAAAUUCAUGGAUGAAUUUAAUGUUGAGGGCAAUGGUAUAACGCAAUUACCAGAUGGUCUUUUAGCUAGUCUUAGUGCACUUACAAAUAUUACACUAUCGCGCAACUCUUUUACCAGUUACCCAACUGGUGGGCCUGCUCAAUUUACCAACGUCUAUAGCAUUAAUCUGGAACAUAAUCGUAUCGACAAAAUACCAUAUGGAAUAUUUUCACGAGCUAAAGGCCUCACAAAACUCAAUAUGAAAGAAAAUGUGCUUACUGCUUUACCGCUCGAUGUAGGAACUUGGAUUAAUAUGGUCGAAUUGAAUUUGGCCACAAAUGCUUUACAAAAAUUACCCGAUGACAUAAUGAAUCUGCAGAAUCUAGAAAUUUUGGUACUAUCCAACAACAUGCUCAAAAAGAUUCCUAGUACCAUAGGUAAUCUGCGCAAACUGCGUAUUCUCGACCUAGAAGAGAAUCGCAUUGAAGUGCUGCCCAACGAAAUCGGUUUAUUACACGAAUUACAAAAAUUAAUUUUGCAAACAAAUCAGAUCUCUAUACUGCCACGCAGUAUUGGUCAUCUCAGCAAUCUGACGCAUUUGUCAGUUAGCGAAAAUAAUUUACAGUACCUGCCAGAAGAGAUUGGCUCGCUGGAGAAUCUGGAAAAUCUUUAUAUCAAUCAAAAUCCAUGUUUGGAAAAGUUACCUUACGAGCUGGCACUUUGUCAAAAUUUGAAAUACCUAAACAUUGACAAAUGUCCUUUGAGCACAAUACCACCUGAAAUACAAGCUGGCGGUCCAUCUCUAGUACUCCAAUGGUUGAAAAUGCAUUCGCCAUAUAGGCAGAUGUGAGUUAGCGGUUUGGGAUAUGUCAGUGAUGGUGGGAGUACACAAUGGCGUACAUUUUAUACAAGUAACGAUUGCUAUUUGGAAUUUCAGUUGGAGGCAGAGGCGGAUACGCAGCGACGCUAACAACGUCGUGCUUGGAAAUGCACUAUCAUUUGAGAUUAUUACUUACAAAUAUUGGAUGGUGCAUCUCCGAAAAUUGUUGCCAUCGCUAAGUUAAUGAAUAAUAAGAAUAUAAAAAUAAUAACAACAUAACAAUACCAAUUAUUAUUAAUUAUAAAUAAUAAUUUCUUUAAAACGAAACUUAAAAACGACGAAUAUGUCGAGUGGAGUCUUGCAACUACUACGCGCAACUCACUCGCAGUAAUUAUGAAAACGAAUUGUAAACAAUAUUUUCUGUUGUAAAAAUUGUGUGAUGGUGAAACAAAAUAUAGCUUUAAAAAUGCUUCAGAAAUUGAUUGUUUAGUGGAUUGUGUAGUUGUAAACAAAUAUAAACUAUUUGUGUAACUUCUAACGAAUCAACAACUUUAAUUUAAAACAAAUAAAGUUCUAUAAAUUCAUAUAUAAAUCAGAAAAACGAAAUAAUGUUAUACAUACAUACAUAUGCUUGUGAAUGUUAUAUUAUAUAAAAUGUGUUAUGUUUAUUAAGGACGCAAAAAAUUACUGCCUAAAUUAUGUUACACAUUGCAAUGAAAGGAAGCGAGGAAAAAAUUGGCAAAAUGUAUACUUUUCUGGUGUGUUGAAACAUGAAUUUGUGUUUGGAAAUUUUAUUUUUAAUGAGUGUAUUUAAAGGGAGUGAUCCCAAAAAAAAGUUAAAUUUUUUUUAAGAAAGCAAGUGUGAGUUACACAUGCAUUUAUUUCAACGAACAAGUACUAUAGCUAUAGCUGUUAUGCAGUCAAAUUUAUGCAUAUAAUAUGCAUACAAAAUUGAAAUAAAACAUUUAAAUGUGUAUAAUUAAAAAUGUAUUGAUGUGUGUUGUGUUCUGUACCACAAGUAUUUUAUAUACAUAAUAAAGAUUUAAUUUGAAUCAAAUUAGCCAAUUCUAUUGCUGUAAUUGAAAGUAACUACUUCUGAUCUCGCUACCUAAAAUACCAAUGUUAUUUGCAAGCAAAUGUGAAAUCCAUCGAGUUAUAUCUGUACUUGCGGGAUCGGGAACGGUAUUUUUCAGCAAAACUUUAUGUUCAGGUGUAAUAUUUUUUAUGUAUCACUUAAUGUAGUAUUUUGCAAUACAUUUGUUAUAGAAAUUCAUUUUGUUAUUCAAAAAAAUAUGCCUUCUAAUUUAUUGCGGAAGUCUUAUACUGAGUUGCACUUUUGUUGUUUCUUUUUUCACUAACCUAUAAUAUAUUUUCAAAUAAAUUGCCCCGUCUAAUAUGUUGUACGGCAUAUGUUGUUUUAAAAUCAUUUACAAAUGCUUAAAUGUACAUAAAUGUGUACAUAUGUACAUGAAUCACAUAUGUAUAUAAAUAUGAAUCCCUAGUAAUCCAAUGUUAUUGAAAAUAUAUACAUACAUAUACUCCAAAUAAGUGUAAAAUGUCCAUGUUAUCUACGAUUAUAAACAAAAUAGGUGGAUUGAACAGAAAAUUCAAUAAUUUCAUUCGAUAUUUUUUCGAAUGUAUUGAGAUCUUAAAUGGAAAUAUAUUCAUACAUAUUCGAUAUAGAAUGAAGAGCAGUAAUCCUUAGUAUAUAUUGAUUCUCCGCUUAUGCAAUUGUUUGUUGUACAUAAAUAUAUAUAUUUUUUUGCUAAUACUUAAACUAGGAAAUCUUUGUGCAGACUUUGAACAAAAACUUACGAAUAAAAACAUAGACAAAAAAGUUAAUUGGAAUAAAAAAAAUAUAAAUAAAAUUAAAAUUGAAUAAUAAAUAAAAAAACAUAAAAAAUGUAAACACAAGCGCCAAGGAAUUGUCUAAUAAUAUGUUUAAAAGUUAUUUGUAUUUUGUAUAAGUGACUGUAAGUUAAAAUAUAAAAUUAUUGUUUGUAUAUACAAGUGUAUAUACAUUUGCCGUGCAAACGUUAGAUUCAGUUCCACUGCAAAGGUGGAGUUGCAACGUUCUAAGCGAUGAAAUAUGCAACAAAAAGUAUUUUAUAUAAAGUAAAUAUGUAUAUGCGUAAUUAAUAAACAAAUCAUAAUCAACACUAUUAUUCACGCUGAAACCCCAAAUUUUAAUAUUACCUGUAAUAUAUGUAUGUAUGUCAAAUUGCUGAUUAUACGUAUUUCUAACAUAGAAAAACUUCCCAUAAAUACUUAAAUAGUUGUUCAGUGCCCGUGAACGCGUAAAUUUGCGUGGGUGUCGGGAUUUUGUUGACGAUAUCUUAUGACACAUAAACGGUAUACUUAAACUCUGCAAGUUUAAUACCCUUUAAUUUCAUUUAUACGUUGGCAAUCAGUGCAUCAUUGGUGCCCGCAGCCAAAAUUAUUCCACAUAAUCCACAGGUGUCAAUGCAACGACGGACAUCUGAGGUGCUCUUAAGUGGAAAGUGGAUAUUAUAAGAUGAUAUCUCUAUACAUAUGUAAGUGUGUAUAUAGUACAAAUUUUUUGUUAAGAAAAAUAUUUUUCCAUAGAAAAGGCUAUUCAUAAUUUCUACAACCAAAAUAUUAGAAAUACAUAGAAUUAAAAUUUUUAAUAAAAAACAAAGGCAAGACAAGACAUAAAAAUGGACUUCCAGAACAUCCAGUAAUUAAAAAUGUAAAAUAUUUAAGAGCAUUGGGAUAUUUCCUAUGCAAUCACCGGCGAUACACCGACAGCCACCGUGUUAAAUUCAAUUUUUUUUCCAGAUUAGCUAUCUCUAGGAGUAGUAUUAUUUUUUAUCUAUUAUCAAGUAUAAAUGUAAAAAUAUGUACAUACAUAUUUAUAUAAAUAUAAAUAUGCAAAUCAUACCACGUGUUGAGACUUGUUGACUUCGAUAAUCGAUAACAAAAGCGUUUUCUGUUGUAAUCCAAACGGUUGAACCCGAUUUUGAAUACUCAGCCAUAGCAAACGAGAAAGUACAAUUAUGAUAAAAAAUGACAAUUUUUGUACCUUCUUUCUAUAUUAUAUUAUAUUUUUAAAUUUAUUACAAAUAUAUUUUAUUUUUGAAAAUAAAAUAUGUUAAAACCGAAUAUUUUGACCAAUAUAAAAUUAUUAUAUUUAUAUUACAAAUAUAUUUUAUUUUUGAAAAUAAAAUAUGUUAAAACCGAAUAUUUUGACCAAUAUAAAAUUAUUAUAUUUAUAUUUCAUUAAACUAGUUCAAAAUGUUUACUGCGGCAGUCUUUAUAACUGAAAAUUAACUGUCGACCCUUCAAUCUUUAAUUUUUGUUUUAGUAUAGUCAUAUAAGACAUUCGUAGACUAUCAGCUGUAGAGCAACGGUAUAUAGUACAUAUGUACAUAUGUAUUAUAUUUAUGCACAGCACUUCUUCGUUUACAUCAAGCCUCAAACAACUAACAAAAGUGGAAGAACUGUUUAUAUGUAUAUGUAUCUAUGUACAUACACGUAUGUAUGUAUAUUUAUGCAUGUCCUUUUGUAGCUACAUGAAUGUUUGCACAUACUUAUGUAUGUAAAUAUUUUAUUCAUUAAAUAAGCAUUAAAAAUUGAACCUGGUAUGCAACUGAUGAUAUAUCAUGUUUGUAUCUAUGUAUGAUGUUAUGACAGUUAUAAACAUAUGAUGUACAAAUAAAUACAUAUAUGUACAUAUGCUUUCCGAUUUAUUCAACUACAAUCAUUUUUUGAAGGCUAGACAAAUAGUAAGAACGAUACGCACAGAAAAAUAAAAUAUAUGUAUGCACAUAAGUAUGUACAUAUGUAUGUACGUAUGUAUGUAUUUAGUUCUUCGGAACAUAUGUGCACAUUAUACAAAAUACAACAAUAGAAAUAAGCAGUAUUAAAAUUGAUUAAAAGUAUGUGUUUAAUUUUUAAAAAACGGUUAAAAAUACAACCGUCAUAACGGAACACAUACCGUUGUCAUCAAUACGAAUACUAGAAAUGACAGAGGAAGCUGUGUCAAAGGUCUGUCACAGCGUUAGCACAAAAUCAUAAUAAUAUUAUUACAUAUUUUGCUACUACAAUUAUACAGUGGUGUGUAAAAUUUAAACACCACUAGUAGACUAACGGGAUCUCCUGAGCAUGGGAUAUUUGAAAAUUAUUUUCCAGUGGAAACUUCAACACUUUGGUGCAUAAGUGAGUAAACUAAACUAAAGUACAUACAUUUCAACAAUAUUUGAAAACCACUACGAAGAAAUAGAUGUUAGAGUUAUUUUGGUAUGUAUUAUUGCAAAUGCAGAAUUCGUUAUUGCCGUAAUUGUUGGCGUAAUGUAUCUUAAAAUCAAUAAAGUAAUUUAAAUGAAGAACA
This is a messenger RNA of Bactrocera neohumeralis, 6645 nucleotides long. It is a transcript of the gene Sur-8, whose product is annotated as leucine-rich repeat protein soc-2 homolog. The record is from RefSeq and is a predicted model, not a curated record. The transcript is spliced from 4 exons. Lineage: Eukaryota; Metazoa; Arthropoda; Insecta; Diptera; Tephritidae. Gene Ontology annotation, molecular function: protein binding. Bases 495 to 2324 code for a protein of 609 amino acids.